ACCUGAAAGAUCCCUACCCCAUUCUUGUCGCUAUCGCAAGAUUCACAUAUUUCCACCAACAAAAUGUCCGCCUCUUCCCCAUACACAGAAUCUGAUAUCAUCGCCCUAAUAACACAAUACUACCACCUCCUCUUCCAACUCCAUUACAUCUCCCCCUCUUCCGUCUCUUUCCCUCCGCCCACUGGCCGCAUCCUCAACCUCCAACUCUGCCAUUCCCUUUACCUCACACCAGCCGUGAUAUCGUUGAUGCAGCAUCUUCCUUGCCCUCGCGACGAGGGUAUAAUGCUCGAACACGAUAUCUUCAUCCCUGGAAGUUUUGCGAAUAGUUUCGUCAACGACAGAUUUAUAAAAUUAGGCAGAGAUCCGGAAAUUGGUGAAAGAGAUAACUUUUUGAAAAGCACAGAUAUCGCGUUGAGUAUUAUGGGAGAUGAGGGAAGUUUUAUUGUGUUGGAUACGGAGAAAAAUACGAUAAGGGUUUGCGAUUUCAAUGGUCCUGUGGACGAGGAAGAUGAUGUUGAUGGAGGGAAGGAGUUGCGAUAUGAUUUCGACCCUGCAUGUCCUUCUGAUCACUAUACGAGGUUUCCCGUCCGAGAUCCCGUGGUGUUUUUGCAGGGUUGUAUUGAUAAAAUCAAACGCUUGGAAUGGAUUCCUAGGAAAAUUCAUGGUAUGGGUGUUAUCUCGACGGGUGGUAUUGAGUAUGAGAGAUUAAAGAAGAUCUUGAUAGAGGAGUAUGGAUGGCCGAAUGACUUCAAGCAAGAGGCGUGGGAAAAAGAUUGUGAAAGAUUUGGCGUGAUAAUCAAUGCUUAAAUUUGGAGGCUUGGGCUUCGGACUCCUCGACUGCACGAGAGCUUUUCUGCAAGAGCUAGUGGAAAGCGCUCAAGACAUUGUCCGGAUCGCAAUGUAUCUCAUGGGAUGGAACGCUCGAAGGAUUCGCAAAAACGAUACCGGAACUUCGGAAAAACAAGCUUUCUUGCAUAUGUCUGUCACAAAGUACAGAUCA
This is a messenger RNA of Aureobasidium pullulans EXF-150, 1000 nucleotides long. RefSeq lists its product as uncharacterized. The coding region runs from base 64 to 807 and encodes 247 amino acids. The transcript has 4 exons. The record is from RefSeq and is a predicted model, not a curated record. Lineage: Eukaryota; Fungi; Ascomycota; Dothideomycetes; Dothideales; Saccotheciaceae.